Molecule: messenger RNA, 953 nt
Organism: Ilex paraguariensis (yerba mate)
Lineage: Eukaryota; Viridiplantae; Streptophyta; Magnoliopsida; Aquifoliales; Aquifoliaceae
Source: the annotation of a GenBank genome assembly
AUGAUUUUACAUUCUCUAUCUGCAGAUUUCCUUAUAUUGUUCUUCACGGAGGCUCUUUUUUACUGUGGAGUUGCGGUGUUUCUUCUACUAGUAGACCAUUUACGAAAGCCCAUUGAGCCAGUUUCUGCUGUGAAUAACAGAGUCCUUGCUUCUCAACUGGGGCACCGAAUUUCUUCUGUUGCUGUUUUAGUUCUUAGUCUCAUAAUUCCUAUGGUGACAAUGGGUUUCGUGUGGCCAUGGACUGGCCCUGCAGCUUCUGCUACCCUGGCACCCUACCUUGUUGGUAUCGUUGUGCAGUUUGCAUUUGAACAGUACGCGAGAUAUAUAAAGUCACCGUCAUGGCCAGUCAUUCCCAUUAUCUUUCAAGUUUAUAGAUUGCACCAAUUGAAUAGGGCAGCACAACUGGUGACAGCUCUGUCAUUCACUGUGAGAGGAGCUGAGAUGACAUCACACAACCUGGCAAUAAAUAGCUCGUUGGGUACUCUUUUGAAUGUACUUCAAUUCCUUGGGGUGAUUUGCAUCUGGUCGCUGUCAAGCUUCAUCAUGAGAUUUAUCUCUUCUGUCCCUACGACUGAAUAAUAAGAUGCAAAUUUUUGGAUCCACAUUGGUCUAGUUAUUAUCUCAUUCCGUGGAAAGGAACACUACACAAAAUCAUAUAAAUUUGGUUGGUGCGGUUAUUAAUUGUUGGCUGAAUUGUGCUCUGGAGGUUAUUUUGUGGUUGGCUUUGUUUUGCUCUGAGGGGUAAUAUUUAACUUAAUCAUUCGUCAGUUUUUGAGGAUAUCAAAAGUUCAUGGCGCUCUAUCAAUGAAGAUGGAAACGAAAUAACAGCCGGUAUUGGAGAAGGUUGCUGCACUGCUUGUUCUUUGCAUUUGUGUUUAAGGGGCCUAACUGCUGAUUUUGUGAUAGCAGUGGUCGACAUCAUUCAGUUAAUCAAGAUGAAAUUUUCUUGUAUA